Molecule: messenger RNA, 6696 nt
Organism: Annulohypoxylon truncatum
Lineage: Eukaryota; Fungi; Ascomycota; Sordariomycetes; Xylariales; Hypoxylaceae
Product: Mus7/MMS22 family-domain-containing protein
Exons: 6
Coding region: 140-6553 (2137 amino acids)
Biological process (GO): replication fork processing; double-strand break repair via homologous recombination
Cellular component (GO): Cul8-RING ubiquitin ligase complex; nucleus
Source: RefSeq, a predicted model, not a curated record
GUUUAAGUGCAUUCGACGCGUCUAAUCUCGGGGCCCUUCACCACUACUACUAAUCUAGGGCUACCAACCUACAUAUUUACAUGCGCAACAUGACCAUUCCUCGCCCUUCGACAGAGUAGAGAAAUGCAGGCCGGACGCAAUGGCGAAAUGGAAGGAGCUUGGAGAGGUGCCAGAUUCGGACGACGAAAGCGGCUUCGAUAGCAGCCAAGAAUCUGAACAUGAACUCCCCCAGCAGCUAAGCAGUGCUGGCGUUGAAAAUGGAUUUGAGGCAGAGCGCGUGGAAAUGAAAGGCAGUAGGACUAUUUGGGAUAUACCUCUUUCGUCUCAAAGUUCCGGGAAAGAACACAAUGCAGAUCGAGAUCUAAUUCCUCCACCACUUCAAGCGCCCCUCGAACCGGAACCCACGCGACAACUCGUUUCGUCCCCUCUUUCGUCGCCACUCCCUGAACCAAUUGAUGGCUUUGGCAAUUCCAUACAAACCGCCGAGGCUGAAAGAAUGGAGCCACACAGGCCUCAGGUGCCAGAAGUACCAUUUACUGAACAAUUUACAACUGCAGUCUUCGAGGUAGAGGAUAUUACCGACGAGGAUGAGGCUAACUCUGCACGAGAAGCAACUCGACUUGGGAGAUCAUUGAGACCAAGAAAGCCCAUUCAAGAGCACCCUUAUUUGCUAGAAAGCGCCCAAUAUAGCAAAACUUUGAAGUCGCAUGGUGUACGGCCCCUACGUGUGCAGAUCGAAGAGGCGGCUAGAAAGAGGCAAGAGGAAGACUCGCAGGAACAAGAUUACGAAGAUGAGAGCCAAUCCACUGUGCGAGGGGUUGUGCCGGAGGAUUCUGGUGAAAGCCAAGAAAUCCAAGAUAGAGUUAUUUUUGAUGAUACCGAGGAGGAAACCGGCCCAACGAGUAGUCCACCACGGCCCCCCGGACGCCGCGGAGAAGAACCGGAGCCUUUGUUGAGAAGCUCUCAAGGGGAUGAUGAAUUUCCCGACCCGGCCGACAUAGCUAAGUGGAAUUUGGGGAAGACGCCAACUGGGGGUAAGAAGAGGCAGACUUCGCCUAGAGUUUCCAAGAAAAGAAAGCUCCCAAAAUUGCAUCAGACUGCGAGACUCACGAGAGAGGCUUCGCCACAAGCAUAUUUUGACCAUAUCUUCGAUAUCCCCCCUUCACCUCCCCAGACCAGUCCGAAUUUCCUUGCGGGCACGCCUGUUACCGCUAUUGGACUCUCUAGACCUGUGACGGCACUUACACCAAAACCAAGUAGCAUUAUGUCAUCACAGAACCAGAGCCCCGUCCCGGCCAACCAAAGCGCUGGGAUGAUUGACCUUACGAUUAUGGAAGAUACCAGCAGCGAGCAUAAUUCGGGCUCUGGAAGCGACUCAGAAACCGACACAGAGACAUUGCAAGCCGCUAUGAAGAGAAGAUUGCGUGGUGUAUUGCCUGCAUCUUGGCUUCGACUUGAUCAACAGGGGCCUCGUCGGAAAAGCACGCAAGCCAUUCCGCAACGAAGCCCAGACCACUCUCCAGAGAGGACCCAGAGGAAAGGCGUAGCUCAACGCCGGCAGGUUUCCCCUAAACCUAGCAAUGGAGUGGCCCUAUUUCUUGAUGACACGGAUGAUGACGACAUGACGCUACAAGCUGACGAGGUUGGUGAGCUCCACCGCAGCAACAACGACAACGUCGGUUUCUCCAUUUUCGAGGAUGAUGCCGCUUCCGUUAUUGAAGAGGAUCCUAUCGAUUUUAUGAUGCCAACAAGGAAAAGAUCUAAUACACAUCUUGAUGGAUUAGAAAGGCCUAGGAAACGAAAGAAAAACCAGCAAUCUACGUUCAAAGGUCAGCCGGGACGAGUAAAGCGACAACAGAGGAUCACUGGGCUACUGGAUAGGGCAAAGAGCUCGUCAGGUCAGAAAAGCGCUCAGAGGCAUCGGACAAGCAGUAGUUCUAAAGGACAUCGAACAGGAGAACUUGGUAGAACGUUAGCUAGGUCUACGCCACCUCCUCGGCUUAGCAUCUUGGAUGUCGUUGAGCCAAACGCACCGUCCUUUAUUCGCAUAGCUGCCCGGACAGCAAGUAGGAGACGAGAUAAGGGUAGAUCCAGCCCCUCAAAAAAGCAGAUAGCUUUGGGGACGCGCCAAGACAACGUUGAUGCCAUCGGUGCUCUUAGAGAUUGGAAAAGGGGUCGCAUUCAACCGAAGGCUCCUUCCAAUGCCCUAGAUAAGCCUCGAUCAAAUUCACCAAAAUCACUUCACCCUAUCUCGAACAAUUCGGUUGUUCAAGCUCUGAGAACAAGUUCGAAACCACGACAGCGCCGAGCUGUGCCCUCAAGUCAUUUCUCGCAGCCUCAGCGAAUGGUCAAGCAGGCAAGUAUCGACAAUUUCGUGACCGUUGAAGCUGCAGCACCAUAUUCAUCAGCGUACCUCAAUCCUACGGGUCCUGUACCUAAACGCUCUCAAAUAGCUCGCGCAAAGUCAUACGGCAACGCAACUUCGAGACCCGCACAGCUUGAAACAGCUGGCGAAAAGGCCGGACGUCAUGUAUUUGAUGCGCGAAAAAGAGCUCUUGAUGCAUUAUAUCGGAAAUCGCGCAGAGCCUUGCCAGCCCCGAUAGGUAUUGGGCUCGAACGACUUGUGGACAGGAGAGUGAUUAUUGACAAUUCCAAUGAACGUGCUGAGGACCUUGCAUUAAAUAAUAAUGAUCCAGCAAGGUCCGAAUCCACUCCAAUACGGAAACGACCGAAGCCUCGAAAACGUUUCCAGCCUCGACACGUGGAUAUUACCGCUCCUCAAUAUGCGCAUGCUAAUGACCCCCUGCCCCGCGAGACGAGUCCUGUAAGCCACAUAGUCGAGACGCAUACGGCUGAGUCUACGGGAAAACUCCUAGGGCUUGGUCCAUUCGGUACUCACUAUACUCAACAUUUUGAGAUAUUUCCACUAGACCUUGGGGUUUUCUUCCAUGAAAGCACACUCCUUGGGAGCGGUCGGUUACUCAAGGCAUCAGACGAGAAAUCUCCCAAUAGUUUACAUCGUCCGCGGGGUCAUAUCACAUUUACCCUCGAUGAGAAAACACUACGUUGGGGUCAGUGGGACGCCCAGACUUCAUCAGAAUUGGGAAUUAUCUUUGACUGGAUGGUGGAUAAUCUUCAUUCCGACUCUUCUGACUUCAACGGGGGUGUUAAUCUGAUACAAGCUGCGGAUUUCGUACUAGAUUACCUCCAAGACUACAUAAAUUUCUCGGACGGUGAAAGUGAAAAGCAUUUCGCUGGCCGUGCCUUAGAAAUACUACGAAGCUUCGUACAGCGCUUGGACAUUCUAAACCCUCAGUUUCCAGAUCAGAUCCGGUCUCUCAUCGAAAUCCUCAGUCGCAGCUUGAUUGUUCUACUCCAGGUCUUGCGUAUUUGUCACAACCUUAAUCAAGUGUCGGAAAUAUUCCAGCUUGAAGAGUUAUUGUCAAAAAUAGCCAAAAGAACAGUCCGUCAAUUGCUCCAGACAGAGUUGGUAGAUAUUCGAAACCUAUACUAUGACCUACAAAGCAUACCAUUCCGGGAGAGAGGUAUUCGUAAUGAGCACUAUUCGGUGGUCUGCUGGGUUAUUCUCAUCCGAGUACUCGAAGAAACUCGCAUCCCUAGGUCUGGAUUUUGGGAUGUCGUGUCUUCUGUUAUACUUAGCACGAACCUAAACUCCAUUAGCGAUGCACACACCUUCGAGCGGAUCUGGUACGAUUUAUUUAUUCUACUCCCGUUGGGUGAAUUUGAUAAUACUGGUGUUCUUGUGCCGGGUUCCAGGCAUACGACGCCCUUGGAGGGUUGGUCCCUCCCACAAGCUUUACUCCGGCGUAUCUUUCAGCUCUAUGAAGGCAACCCAAGACAAUCUCCGAGUUUCAACGAUUAUUGCCGAGGCAUUGUCAGCCGCUGUCAUUACCUCGUAGAACAGUGGGGAUGGCGAAAAUCUAAUGGUAUAAUAGGGACUAUCUUCGACUUCUUUGCUGCUCGAGGGCUCUCUCAUUUGCGGAAUGAGGAAGUAUACAAGUCACCAGACUUCCUAGAGUGUCUGUCGGGAUCACCGCCUCUUGCUACUGUACCAGAGGACAGAUGCUUCCAUAUUUUCUUGAAACUCCUGGCUUUAUCUAUCAAGAACUUGGAGAGCCGGGGCUUCACCAAGGACGCUAGGAAUAUGGUGGCAAGAGUAUUACCGAACCACAACCGGCAGUAUGACAAAGAAAAAGACAUACACGAAAGUGAUCUAGCCGCCCUAAGAAACCACCACGAUCUCCUCUGCACACUGUUUUGGGCCGCACCAGCGAGUCUGCGGCCUUCUGUACAGACUAUCGAAAAACUGGUCGUACCCGCGAGCUCUCAUAAAGAAGCCUGCUUGAUUAGCUUACGAGCCUGGAGUCAACUAUCUCGAUUCGUGAUAUCAUCAGAUGAAGGCAUUGACGCAUACAAACCUUUUGCUGAUUGGCAAAAAUCAAUGUUCCAGCAAGUGAUGGAGCAGUACUUGUCAGCCGAAUCGGAUAUUCAACAGCAACUUUCAAGAAUGUCUAAAGACGCCUCGAAAAAUAUCAGUCGAGAUAUGAUGAACGCGGUCGUAAAACUGAAUAGGAAGAGCGCAAUGGAUGUGAUCCAUUUCUCAAUGAAAGGCUUCCUAAGUGUCAUUAAGCACUCUUCAACACUCGGUGCCGCUUCAUUCAUAUUGAAUAACUACCAACUGGACCAAGUCUUCACCCGUUUCCCAUUCUCAUCUCAAGACUUCGACUGGAGUAGUCUACGAGUUGCCCUGGAUAUUCUCGACUACUACGUCACUGGGAUCGAAGAAUUCUUGGUACAUGGUCCAGCAACAGCCGAUCACUCGUGGCAUGGAGAGGAUGCCAUCAUGCUCCUCGAACGCAAAAUGGCAGUGCCCUUUUUCUCGAUGGCCCGUACUAUUAUUGGGAUGGAUUUUAGAGAUAGCGGACUUGGUCCUACAAGUGAUCGUUCUAUAUGUAUGGAACAGGCUGUAGCGCUAGCAGGACGGGUAGCAGCACGCUUAGUUCAUGCUCGGCUUUCGCGAGUCUCCCAAUUCUUCGUUAGUGGACGAUACGGCAUAUUUCAAAAUAUGCCACGAGCCAUUAGUUCGCCUUCAAGGAGAUAUCAUGCCCUCUUUCUUGCUAUGCUAAUCCAGCAGGGCAUAGACGAUUUUAAGGACCUGGGAGUGACGAUUCUUGAUUUGUUCCUGAUGGAACUCGCAAAGCCUUUAAGCUUUCUGGCCUACGAAAAUAGAUUCGCUCUGGCAAUCCAACGCCAUGGGGACCCGUAUCUGAAAGACGCGAUCAUAGAGAUCGGCAAUAAUCCCGACUAUAACUCAAACCUGGAAUUAUUUAGCCGCGUCGUUUCAAUUAUGCGUAAGACAUUACGGUUUGCGGAAGCAAGCCGGAAACAGCAACUCCAGCCUCAGUUCUCCAAGGCCUUGAAGAGCACUAUGGAUCAGAUAAAGUGUGACCUAAAGUCUAUCACACUAGACUCACCUGAGCACGCAGAUUAUAUUGAGUUCGUCCGGUCUAUCAUCACCGUGAUUAGAUCGCAAGACCUGUGUCCUGUGGACUCCUAUUUUUAUCAAAUUAGCCGGGAAUAUUCUCCCUCUAGUCAAGAUCCUCGUCUACAAAUAGCGGGUAUAUUAUCAUGGGGUCUCAAGCUAGAAGAGGGCGACACAAAGGCGACACCCGGUCUUUUCUACCUACUCUUUCCUAACUUCAAGCUUGCCCUCGCGAAUGGUAAACUUGCGGAUGAAAGCGUCAUCCUCCAACAAGGAAUGGGGAACUCUCAUGUGUUUUCUUUCAUUUUGAGCACGAUGUUCCCAGCAAUCAUAAAAACAGCGCUCUCCGUGCCCGAAGGAUGGGUUAUUUUAGUUACUUACGUUGACGCCUUCGAAAAGCUGCUCACAACACCUUGUAUACACAGGGCAAUUGUGGGGGAGGACGCGAAUGGGCUUCUAGCCGUUUUGGAAUCCGCGUUCGCUAGUGUUCACCAGCUCCAGAGCCUUGGUGCUUCUGAACUACGCGAAGAGCAUAUCUUCACUCUCAGUCAGGUCAUGCGCCUUCUUAACUUGGUUUCGCCAUCUUUUGCGGCGUACCUGAUCAAUAACCCAACUUCUCGAAUAGCAAUCGACAUUACCGAGGCAGCCAAUGCGUUUACAACAUUCACUCGAGCGGCCGGUGAAUACCUGUCUGCUCUUCUCAAAGGAUCAGAGCAGGCAGAUACUGUGUAUCUGAAUAGAUUCUUCAGGGGUCUUCAUGGACUGAUGCCGAGUUCUUUCUCGCAGCCUAAUGAGCACGUCAACAAAUUUGCUCAUCACAUGGUCCGGGAUAUCUGUGAUAACUGGGUGUCGGACGGUUCGAUCAUCAAUAUAAGAGGACCAUCUAGAGUGCAGGGACUUGGGCAAGGGACCACAAACCCAAAAUGGGAUGCGAGGAAGCUGAUCCAAACCCUUCAUGAGCAGCUUCAGGAAUGGAAUUAUACCAAUGAUGUGGAAACGACGAGGACUUCAAAGCGAGCUAAGUUGCUGCUUGAAGAGCAUUUGUUUUAGGACGUAUGGAUGCAUUCAGCCUGGCGUUGGGGUUAUAAUCGUGGAUAAAUGAAUCAUUUAAAAUUCUUAUCCAUACCUAGGUACCUACCUAUAUAUACGUGAAAUCAAUAUGCAAUUAUGCAAUUAUGCAAUUAUGCUUAAAA